AUGGACACCUCAUACCCGCGGGGGGACUACCUACCCGCCCCGUCCCGCACGCGGGAGGCGGUUUUUUCGCCACCCCGCGACCACCUCGUCUGGUCCAUCUUCAACACCAUCUACAUGAACUUCUGCUGCCUGGGCUUCGUGGCACUCGCCUUCUCCGUCAAG
Molecule: messenger RNA, 162 nt
Organism: Tauraco erythrolophus (red-crested turaco)
Lineage: Eukaryota; Metazoa; Chordata; Aves; Musophagiformes; Musophagidae
Source: RefSeq, a predicted model, not a curated record